AAACUUUCCUCAAAAUUCUCAAAAAAAAAAAAAAAACACUAAGCUCAUCUUCUUCCUCAGCUCAAGAAGAACACAAAGCCAUGGCCGACCAAAACAACAACCAAACACUUCAAAAGGUAACAAAAUUAUUGUUUUCUAUCUCUUUGUUGUCCUUCUUCUUUACCCUUCCAUCUUGGCUCUUCCAUUCCCCAAUUCUCGACUCUUCCAACCAACCAAUCGACAAGAACUUCAUGUUCCUUCUCUGCAACGGUCUCCUCGUUUUCCUCGCAAAAUAUUCAGGUCUAUUCAAAUCUCUCUCCACUUCCCAACCAAAUUACGACGCAUUCAGUGUCUAUGAGCUCGACUCUUUGUCACCUCCAACGAUGUUGGAGGACGAGAAACAAACAACAGUGUCUACAACAACAAUAACAACAACACGAGAAAAGAACGAUGAGUCAGAAGAAAAAACCAUUUCGAUUUCAGAAAUUGGCGACGAUGAAGUUGAAGAAGACGACGAUAGAACAGGUGAUGAAGAAGGGAAUGACGACGCGUUGAACGAUGAAGAACUUAACAGAAAAUUCGACGAAUUUAUCAAAAGAAUGAAGGAAGAAAUCAUAGAUGAUGCUCAAAAGACUCUAGUAGUAGUUUAAUUAGUAAAGAAAAAAAAUAAUGAUAUGACACCUUGUAUACUUGUAACAAGAUUCACAUUCUUCAGAAAUA
Cucurbita maxima (winter squash) is the source of this 699-nucleotide messenger RNA. RefSeq lists its product as uncharacterized. Bases 81 to 629 code for a protein of 182 amino acids. The transcript has a single exon. Lineage: Eukaryota; Viridiplantae; Streptophyta; Magnoliopsida; Cucurbitales; Cucurbitaceae. The record is from RefSeq and is a predicted model, not a curated record.